Messenger RNA from Olea europaea var. sylvestris, 1008 nucleotides. RefSeq lists its product as uncharacterized. The annotation marks the transcript as partial. Gene Ontology annotation, cellular component: chloroplast. The transcript has 4 exons. The record is from RefSeq and is a predicted model, not a curated record. NCBI's taxonomy places the organism in Eukaryota, Viridiplantae, Streptophyta, Magnoliopsida, Lamiales, Oleaceae.
UACAUUAGCUCAUUAUAUUUUGAUUAGAAAAACUGUUCUUUUUUCCGGGACAUGAAGACUUACCUUGAUCCAAUUAGUAAGCUUGCCGUGUAUUGCUGGCUAAUUGUGGCUGCUGAUUUUUUUGGUUAUGUGUUGGUAGUGAUGAUCUUCAUGGUUGAACAUGAUGAAUGACAGAAAAAUGCAUCUUAGAGUGUUCUGUUAAUUUCAUCUGGAUGGAAAUUAAAGUUUAAGAGCAAGAACACCGUAGGUGUUAUAACUUCACGUGCAUUGUAAAGUGACGCUCAGAUGAGUUGCAUUCAUAUCAUUGCCUGCCAGCCUUGUUUAAAUUCUGCAUCUCGAGCUCAGGAGUUGCUACUUCGUAAGAAACCUACAUGGGUUUCAACUUAUCCAGGAACGGAACUUCUUAAGAUUUCCAUGAAACGGACCUCUGCCACAUUUAUGCACCAGCAAUCCGCACCUGUAUGCUUAUUUGGUGGUAAAGGAAAGAAUGAAAAUGAGGCUUCUCCAUGGAAAGCUCUCGAGAAAGCCAUGGGAAAUUUGAAAAAGGAGCAGUCAGUUGAGGAUGUAUUGAAACAGCAGAUUCAGAAACAAGAAUAUUAUGAUGAUAGAGGCAAUGGUGGAAAACCUCCAGUUGGUGGUGAUGGAGGUGGUGGCGAUGGCUUUGGUGAAUCUGAAGAUGAAAGUCUUUCUGGGAUGUUGGAUGAGUUUAUGCAAGUGAUAUUGGCAACUAUUGGAUUUGUGUUUCUGUACAUUUAUAUAAUCGAUGGAGCGGAUAUCACUGUAUUAGCUAGAGACUACAUCAAGUUUUUGUUUGGAGGACAAAAGAGCUAUCGUUUAAAGCGUGCCAUGUACCAGUGGAAGAAGUUCUUCCAGACGCUGACAGAGAAGCAAGAGGACGAUGAUCCGUAUUGGCUUGAACGUGAAAUAAUUAAUACCCCCACGUGGUAUGAUAGCCCCGUUAAAUACAGGCGUCUCAAGGCUUAUCUGGAGUCUCUGGAGUCAAAAUCU